AUGGCAUUAAACUUGGUGGUUAAAAGCUUGAAUGUCCAAACCUUCAGCUCUGCCACUUACCAGAUGUGUGAGCUGGACAAGUUAAAGACCAUUUAUACCCAUCAAAGAGAUAAUCAAAGGAUGUCUUUAUCAGUACCAUAUGCUUAUCAGUGCUGUGAAUUUUGGGGCUGUGACUCUUAUGCAAAUUUAAACAUAAAAGAUAACAGCCUUCAAGAUCAUAGUGUGACAAAGGAGAAAGGUACCACUGAUGCAGCAAAUGUCACCAGCACUGCUGAAAAUGAAGAGCAUAGUCAAAUAAUUAUCCAUUGUACACCCCCAACAGGUGCUUUUAAGCCCUGUGAAUAUUUACUGGGAAGCUGGAUGAUACGUCCCACCAUGUGGUUCAUUUUCUUAGUUGCAUUGUUUUUCAACCUGCUAGUCAUUUUAACAACCUUCACAUCUUGUACAUCACUACCUUCCUCCAAGUUGUUCAUAGGCUUGAUUUCUGUGUCUAACUUCUUCAUGGGAAUCUAUACUGGCAUCUUAACUUUUCUUGAUGCCGAAUCCUGGGAGAGAUUUGCUGAAUUUGGCAUUUGGUGGGAGACUGGCAGUGGCUGCAAAGCAGCUGGUUUCCUUACAGUUUUUUCCUUAGAAAGUGCCAUAUUUUUAUUAAUGUUAGCAGCUGUUAAAAGAAGCUUAUCUGCAAAAAAUAUCAUGAAAAAUGGGAAAAGCAAUCAUCUCAAGCAGUUCCGGAUUGCGGCCCUUUUUGCUUUUCUGGGUGCUGCAGUAUCAGGCUGUUUCCCCCUUUUCCAUAGAGGGGAAUAUUCUGCAUCACCCUUGUGCUUGCCAUUUCCCACAGGAGAGAUGCCAUCAUUAGGAUUUACUGUGAUGUUAGUGUUUUUAAACUCACUAGCAUUUUUAUUAAUGGCCGUCAUCUACACUAAACUUUACUGCAACUUGGAAAAAGAAGACCUCUCAGAAAACUCACAGUCUAGCAUGAUUAAACAUGUUGCUUGGCUAAUUUUCACCAACUGCAUCUUUUUUUGCCCUGUUGCAUUUUUAUCAUUUGCACCAUUGACCACUGCAAUCUCUAUCAGUCCUGAAAUAAUGAAGUCUGUUACUCUGAUAUUUUUCCCAUUGCCUGCUUGCCUAAAUCUGGUCCUGUAUGUUUUCUUCAAUCCAAAAUUUAAAGAAGACUGGAAGUUACUGAAGUGACACGUUACCAAGAAAAGUGGAUCAGUUUCAGUUUCCAUCAGUAGCCAAGUGAAUGGUGUGGACCAUGCUGAUGAUAGUGAUGAUAACAGUGAGGACCUCCACAAUGUGGGAGAUGAGAGAAGGAAGAUGGUGGUGGUGAUGUUGGUGAUGAUGACAUGGGUGAUGUUGACCGUACUGAUGAUGGGAUGA
Messenger RNA from Marmota flaviventris (yellow-bellied marmot), 1383 nucleotides. Lineage: Eukaryota; Metazoa; Chordata; Mammalia; Rodentia; Sciuridae. The record is from RefSeq and is a predicted model, not a curated record.